Suhomyces tanzawaensis NRRL Y-17324 is the source of this 681-nucleotide messenger RNA. RefSeq lists its product as uncharacterized. Gene Ontology annotation, cellular component: cytoplasm. The transcript has a single exon. NCBI's taxonomy places the organism in Eukaryota, Fungi, Ascomycota, Pichiomycetes, Serinales, Debaryomycetaceae. Gene Ontology annotation, biological process: import into nucleus. The record is from RefSeq and is a predicted model, not a curated record. The coding region runs from base 1 to 681 and encodes 226 amino acids.
AUGAGUUACUUCGUACUUGGAUCCACCGGCUUGGUGGGCAACCAAAUCUUGAAAUACAUCGAGUCUGUUGAUGCCGUCACCGCCAUCACCACCUUGACCAGACGCCAGCCAAAAAUCGCCUCUCCCAAGGUCAAUGCCAUCGUGGAGGAGGAUUCCUCUUUGUGGCCCAAGGUCAUUUCCCAACAGGCCCAAGGCACCAAAGUGUUCUUCUCUGCAUUCGGUACCACCAGAGCCGCUGCCGGAUCUGCUGAGAAUUUCCGCAAGAUCGACUACGGAAUAAACUACGAUGCUGCCAAAGCCGCCAAGGACCUCGGAGUGGAGACUUUCGUGUUGAUCUCCACGGCCGGCGCAAAAACAAGCUCGCCCUUCCUCUACCCCGCUACUAAGGGCAAGUUGGAGGACGACAUCAUCGCGCUCAAAUUCCCCAGAACCAUCAUCUUGAGACCAGGCGUGCUUUUGGGCGACAGAGACGUGCCCAAGGGCUUCUUGAACGAUCUUGCCGUGAGAGUGGGCAGCUGGACCAAGGGCACGUCGUUGGACUUUGUGGGCCACGGCGUGGAUGCUGCCGACUUGGCAAGAGUCAGCUUCGAUGCGGCUCAGGAGGACUUUGACAAGUCCGCUCCUGUGGUGAAGUACCUUUACGGAGGAGACAUCACCAAGUUGGUGCGUCAGUUGAAGUAG